UCCUAAUGAUUUGGGAAAUUCCAGUCAUAACUUUUGCGUUGAAUAUAUUAAAAGUAAUUAUUUAAUACAUUCUGAUGGAUUAGGGAGUUCGCGUCAUAAGUUUUUCCUAAAAAAAAUUUUGAUGGCGCGUAUUCUAAAUAUUGGUAUAUUGCAUAUAUGGUAAUUCGUUGUAUGUAAAAUGUAGGAUCACCAUCCCAACAUACAAGUGAAAUAGACCGUUCCCACGUUAGUCGGGUCUACGUAACCGGAACGGACCCGGAUUUAUUCCAGCCAAGGACUGUCAACUCGGCAGAAUUCUGCCGCUAAAACAACAACAAGUGAAAUAGAUAAAUAUACAACAUUCUCAAAGUUUCGCUUUGCCCCAACCGUACAAACAUUUGCAAAAAUUUAGCAAACAGUGAUGACAUAUAAACUAUACUCAAGUUGCUAGACUUUUUUCGUUCGUGGGAACUCACAGUGCGACCCUAAAUGAGAAUUUGCCGAUAAUAGCGGCCUUUACACGAUCAUUUUUGUAUGCAAACAUGGUAUGAUGCAAAAAAAACUGGUUUUCGUUUAAACGGUCGAACAUGUAAUCAUUCUUUAUUUCUCUGUUAUUUGUGAACGAAGCAACAUCAAGGAUGAAAUGACAAGGAUGACAUGAAGCGAGACUCUCUCAUUUUCGCUGAUUUUUCUGUUAUUCUCUUUCCCUGAUUAUUAAAAUCAGGGAAUUUCGAACAGCUGAUGUCAAAAAAGGCGGGAUGCCAGAAAUAGACCCGCUAAAAAUAGCUAACAAAAGCAGUGCGAAACGAAAUUUCAGGGAACGACACAAAUAUUUUUGAACAACGUGCAACUAAAUUUUAUUUGCAAAUUUAAUUUAAAACGUUCAGCAUGAAACCAUGAUAUUUUAUUAUGACUUGUAUUGUUUCUUUGUUAUAAUUUUUUUUAUUUAUAUGUUUUUUUAAUAUUAUAUGAUUUUUUUAAAAAUUCAUAAUCCAGCCAUCCAGAACGCUUAGAUAAAUUUCAAAGAAGUCCUUCCACAGUUCUUCGUUUAUCCGUGACGUCGUUACGCUUCAAUGUUUGCUUACGACUGAAAAAAUAUACUGCGUGCAUGAUGCAAGCGUUUACACCAUAAAACAUGUUCAUAACAACAUCAUGUUUUUAAAAUUUUUUAAAAACCAUCGCACAUGCUUGCAAACAUGAAUGACCGUAUAAAGGCCGCUAAUUAGCGACAAAAGAGUAUCCACGCCUACAAAGCAAUUUCUUGACCGUGUGGCGAACGGGUCACAGUAGCGUGUAGACCAUGUGUAAUAAAAUUAAAACCCACAAACCAUUUUCCGGCCAACUCAACCAUUUUCCUGUCUUUUAAGUCGCAGGCUUGCGUGAGGUGGACGUACUAGGUCUGUUUGAAAUAUGGGCGCCUAUCGUUAUAUGCAGGAAUUGUAUAGGAAGAAACAGAGCGAUGUAAUGCGUUAUUUGCUUCGUAUUCGAGUAUGGCAAUAUAGACAACUUACAAAAUUGCACAGGUCGCCCAGGCCCACUAGGCCCGACAAGGCUCGACGUCUGGGGUAUCGGGCUAAGCAGGGAUACGUAAUUUAUAGAAUUCGUGUACGUCGUGGAGGUCGCAAACGUCCGGUACCAAAGGGAUGCACUUAUGGUAAACCAAAAAGUCAUGGAGUAAAUGAGUUGAAACCAUACCGUGGAUUGCAGUCUAUUGCUGAGGAACGAGUUGGACGUAGACUUGGAGGUCUGAGAGUUUUGAAUUCUUACUGGGUUGCUCAGGAUGCUUCUUAUAAAUACUUCGAAGUUAUAUUGGUGGAUAUUCAUCAUAAUGCAAUAAGAAGGGACCCAAAAAUAAGUUGGCUUUGUAAGCACGUCCAUAAGCAUCGUGAACUUCGAGGAUUGACUUCGGCUGGUAAGAGCUCCCGUGGCAUUGGUAAGGGUUACCGUUAUUCACAAACUAUUGGAGGCUCACGUCGCGCUGCAUGGAAACGAAAAAAUACUUUACAAAUGCAUCGCAAACGCUAAUGCUGAAUAAUGUAUUUACUUGAUAAAUUACCAAAUAUAUUAAAGCGGUUUUACACAAA
This is a messenger RNA of Bactrocera oleae (olive fruit fly), 2063 nucleotides long. RefSeq names its product ribosomal protein L15 (gene RpL15). The record is from RefSeq and is a predicted model, not a curated record. Gene Ontology annotation, molecular function: structural constituent of ribosome; RNA binding. Gene Ontology annotation, biological process: cytoplasmic translation. Gene Ontology annotation, cellular component: cytosolic large ribosomal subunit; ribosome. NCBI's taxonomy places the organism in Eukaryota, Metazoa, Arthropoda, Insecta, Diptera, Tephritidae.